Patella vulgata (common limpet) is the source of this 1531-nucleotide messenger RNA. RefSeq lists its product as uncharacterized. NCBI's taxonomy places the organism in Eukaryota, Metazoa, Mollusca, Gastropoda, Patellidae. The coding region runs from base 72 to 1319 and encodes 415 amino acids. The record is from RefSeq and is a predicted model, not a curated record. The transcript is spliced from 6 exons.
GAUAACUACCAUAAGUGUCAUGGUUGCCUUUCUCAAUGUCAAUCAGCAUGGUUUAGUUUAGUGAACAUAAAAUGAAUGUCUCGCAUUGUUACAAACUUAUGAAAGUACAGAACAAGUACUCAAGUUUUUUCAGAAAAAUUAGCGUACUUACAAAACAUAUAGCUGUGUCAAACAGAUAUUAUAGCUAUAUCCAUACCCGACUUCUUGGUGAACAAUAUCAAUUUCGUCGAUGUUCUAAUAUAAAAAAGCGCUUGUUAUUAAUUUCUCGUUAUCAGCAAUUUUUUAAAUGUUUUCUUUUAAGAACAACCUUUAGAAACUAUUCCACGAAAGAUAGAUCUAAAAUAGAUUCUGAAAAUGACGUUGACAAUCCUAAGUUAAACUACAUUUUUGUACAGUCAUCAAAAGAUAGAUGGGAGGAUGUUCCUAAUGGAAUAAUGAUUGAUUUGGCUUAUACAGACUCUUGUCCAGAAGAAAAAUACAUAGCUAAAAAUAAGGGCAAAAUUCCUAUUAUUUUGGCUCUUCAUGACUCCCCAGGAUCUCACUAUGAUUUACUACCUCUGUUAAAACCUUUCAUGAAGACUGGGUGUCGAGUAAUAGCUCCAAAUUUUCCAGGAUUUGGUAUUACAGGUGCUGUUGACAAAGGAGCUGAUAAUAUUUUCAGUCAUACUACCGAUGAAAAAGCUGAAUUAGUAAUGGGACUCUUAGACAAUUUAGACAUCAACAGUAUUGACCUAUUGAUUGCUAGUGGAGCUGGUACAUAUCCAGCUUUACGAUUAUCAACUGAAGUAGAUAUAAAUGUCAAAUCUCUUGCUUUUAUCAACCCUUGGCCACAUUCAAUAUUCAGGGGUAUAGCUGAUGUACUUAAUCAAAGUCAUACUGUAACAUCAUUAUGGGAUCGUCCAUUUUAUCACGUUAUUGCAAGAAUAUUUGUAUGGUUAACUAAAAAUAGACUAAAUGUUAAAGUCAGAAGUGUUAAUGAAGCUAUAAAGUAUUUAUAUACUGUUCAUGGUAUUUCUUUUAAUGAGAUAGGUGGAUUACUGGUUACAUUAAGACAGAAGAAUAUACCAAGAACUAUUUUCUAUGCUGAGAAUUCAAGUUUUGUUGAACCUGAGAUUUUGAAGGCAUAUCUUGACCUUCUUGGAAUUGACAUUGAAGAUAGAAUAGAGAUUGAUUCUACAGGGAAAAUAAUUAAUAAAGGAUCCAACAAUUUAGUUAAUAGUGUUUCCAUACAAACAGAAAAUAAUGAAAUUAUAUCACAGUAUUCUGGGAUUAUUAAUGGUAUUCUUAACAACUUUAUGCAUCAUGUGUCCAAACGAUGAUAGUACUGCGAUUUAGAAUUAAGUUACAUUUAUAAAAGGAAAACAUAAAAUGCAACAAAUUUGCAUUUACAAUGGUGCUUUAUUUUGACUGUGUGUACAUACAAUGCCUGAAAAAGGCUCAUGAACAACUGUAGUUGUGCUUUAGUGCUUCUAUCUAUGAAAAAAAUUGAGAAAAUAAAUUACCCUUAAAAAUAUUUAAUCUGAUUUUGUCC